Molecule: messenger RNA, 261 nt
Organism: Penicillium alfredii
Lineage: Eukaryota; Fungi; Ascomycota; Eurotiomycetes; Eurotiales; Aspergillaceae
Exons: 3
Coding region: 1-261 (86 amino acids)
Source: RefSeq, a predicted model, not a curated record
AUGAAGUUUUGGAAUCAGUGGGCCAAGCCUCAAGCUUUAAUAAUCGGAUUCCAGCUUGGUGUCGAUCCAAGCGAAAUUUUCUCCAAGUCCCACGGACGACGCACCAUUGAUACACUCGCGUUCAAUGACAAGUCAAAGGCCGAUUGGGAUUAUAUCAGCUCCAUUGAAGGCAGCAUGACGGUCAAGUUUGGUUUUGACGCUGCUGGGCUUCCAGGAAGUCGCAACCUGCUUACAGCGCUUAACCUCCACGGAGCCAAAUAA